UUCAGACUUGGAUCUCUGAAGCUACAGAAGAUUUUGAGUCCAGCAGAGGUGGUUAAGGAGCUCAUUGGCUCCUGUCUGGACUGUCUGGGAAGACUGCAGGCAAAAAACGAGCAUCUGCAAAAGGAGAAUGAAAGGCUUCUCAGCUGCUGGAGCGAUGCAGAGAAGCGGCUAGAAAAAUGUGUGGUGGCUAAAGAAGAACUAGAGGCAGAUCUCUAUAACCGUUUUAUUUUGGUGCUGAAUGAAAAGAAGGCAAAGAUAAGAAACUUACAGAAGUUGUUGAAUGAAGCCAAAGAAUCUGCAGCAGCUGCCAAAUAUACAAGGGAUACUAUAGCUACUACUCAGAUGGUCACAGGGGGAGAAAAUGAAUAUGAUGGCAGCACUGAUGAGGAAAGUGAAAAUUUAACACAGCCCUCAUUACCACCAGGUAAAGGUUAUCAAGACAACUUGUCACAGCAUUUUCGUGUGCAUACUGGGGACCAGAAGUGUUCAGCACCCUGAUACCAGUGUCAUUCAGCUUUAUAUCUCAUUAUCCUGUUGAGGAUUUUCUGAUAUAGUAGUAUUCAUUAUUCAGAUAUAAAGUAGUCACUGCCAGAAAAUGGAGAAAGUUUCAGUCAUGGAAAGAAAUAAUUUUAUAUUGUACUGUGCUUUUUUGUUCAGACAUCUUUGUUUUCAAGUGUGU
This is a messenger RNA of Neopsephotus bourkii (Bourke's parrot), 679 nucleotides long. Its product is annotated as DNA repair protein XRCC4-like. Gene Ontology annotation, molecular function: DNA binding. Lineage: Eukaryota; Metazoa; Chordata; Aves; Psittaciformes; Psittacidae. The record is from RefSeq and is a predicted model, not a curated record. The annotation marks the transcript as partial. The transcript is spliced from 4 exons. Gene Ontology annotation, cellular component: DNA-dependent protein kinase-DNA ligase 4 complex; DNA ligase IV complex; nucleus. Gene Ontology annotation, biological process: response to X-ray; double-strand break repair via nonhomologous end joining; immunoglobulin V(D)J recombination.